AUGAUCGGGGAGGCUGAUCGUCGCCGUUAUCUCGGGUGUCCCUGCUUUCCGUCCGACGGCCCAAGUUCCUGUCGACCUUUUUCCAUCUCUCAUGAGUUGACGCCGACCAUCCUGAUCGGCAACGCACACGGGAUGAUGCCAGUCGCAACAAAGAUGGGUCUACCCGGCGGCCCUAUCACGCCAGCCGCAUCCAAUGCUCUCUCACAUGUUCCUGCGAUUGAAGCCGUCCGACGGGGAUCUUCAUCCACCUGCCGCCCUUGGCUCGUCGGACGUCUCUCUGUUGACACUUCUACAUUGACUGGUCGCCCCGAUCGACUGUCUAUCAUGGCUUAUUCUGGCCCGGCGGCUGGGGUUUGA
This is a messenger RNA of Aspergillus melleus, 357 nucleotides long. RefSeq lists its product as uncharacterized. The coding region runs from base 1 to 357 and encodes 118 amino acids. The transcript has a single exon. NCBI's taxonomy places the organism in Eukaryota, Fungi, Ascomycota, Eurotiomycetes, Eurotiales, Aspergillaceae. The record is from RefSeq and is a predicted model, not a curated record.